AUGCUGCGCCUUAAUACAUUCUUGCUGCGCAAGACAAUUCAGGCCUAUCCUGUUCCACCAAAGAUUCGCCACUUCAACCGUCGCUGGAGUGGCUCCCGAACAAACUCAUAUAACCGUCAGUAUUGGCGUGUAGUGAUGAAUGAAAACCAUGCACGCCCAUCUUUCUGGGUCUCUGACUUCCGUCACCGUUAUCUCAUGCGAACAGGAACUGACUACCAGGGGCAAGUGCCAGCCACCCCACAGCCUGGUCUUUACCAGGGUUUUAGAGAUGUCCACAAGCUGCUUGCGAACCAUCCAAAGCCUCAGAGGGAGUCACGUCAUUUACCCGUUUUGCCAAUGACCCCACGUGUCGUCUUUGAACACACCAAUGAGAAAAGAAUUGAUACAUCUAAAAAAAUGCGUAGAGACAGACGGAGGGUGGAGGAGCUCAAAACAGUAGAAUUUUGGGGGUGGUAUAUGAAGCUGCAGCGUGUUCGUGGGCGAUGGUGCCGGGAACAGGGAGUCUCUAGUCGUGGUGUCUACGGUCCCGCCGUGGAUGCGGCUGAGUUAUGGGGCUAA
Trypanosoma grayi is the source of this 558-nucleotide messenger RNA. RefSeq lists its product as hypothetical. The transcript has a single exon. NCBI's taxonomy places the organism in Eukaryota, Euglenozoa, Kinetoplastea, Trypanosomatida, Trypanosomatidae. The record is from RefSeq and is a predicted model, not a curated record. Bases 1 to 558 code for a protein of 185 amino acids.